Messenger RNA from Gloeophyllum trabeum ATCC 11539, 684 nucleotides. RefSeq lists its product as uncharacterized. Bases 1 to 399 code for a protein of 132 amino acids. The record is from RefSeq and is a predicted model, not a curated record. Gene Ontology annotation, cellular component: mitochondrion. Gene Ontology annotation, molecular function: structural constituent of ribosome. Lineage: Eukaryota; Fungi; Basidiomycota; Agaricomycetes; Gloeophyllales; Gloeophyllaceae. The transcript is spliced from 2 exons.
AUGGCAGGCGCUCCCAUCGGAAAUGUCGCGAAGGCCCUCCAGGACCUCAUUGGGAAGACACCUUCGGUCCUGUCUACUCGGCCCGGAAACCUCUAUCAAGUCCUUUCCAGAGCCCCGGACGGAGGUGUUGGCAGGAAGGUUCAUCAGCAGCGGUGGUCUAUGAAGGGGAUCCAGGGCUCUUAUUGGGAGGUUACAAAGACGCAGUUCAAGGAUGAAGGACGGCACGGGAAGGCAUGGGGCGUGUUCUACUGGAAAGGGAGACAAAUAACACCAGCGCCUACGCGAAUCACAGGAGCUCUGAAGUAUUCCUGGAAGGAGGGCAUGUCACAUCCCAACCUUGCGCCUGCUCAACCGAAACCGAAGCCAAUCCAGUCUUUACCUGAGGCUGCUCCCUAUUAGAGUGACAUGGCAUUGGCUUCCCAUCCAUUUCUUGCGCAAUGGGUUACUGGCGCGACGGCCAUCCACCGGCAUGAAAAGGCCCCAGAGGUACUAUAGUUCCGCUCUCGAUUCGAGGAUAGUGAGGGCGAAGGUCAGCUCACAAACCUUAUGCCGGGUGCUAGCGUAGACUCUUGCCAGGUGUGGAGAAUACACCUUGUACUAUAUUCAGCUCGUAAUGUUGUCCCAUAAUGCUCUCCGAUUUCUUUUCCUCCCGCACGAACAAGACUUUCCGACAUAACACGUGGG